Messenger RNA from Amaranthus tricolor (Joseph's coat), 837 nucleotides. RefSeq lists its product as uncharacterized. The record is from RefSeq and is a predicted model, not a curated record. NCBI's taxonomy places the organism in Eukaryota, Viridiplantae, Streptophyta, Magnoliopsida, Caryophyllales, Amaranthaceae. The transcript has 5 exons. Bases 1 to 837 code for a protein of 278 amino acids.
AUGGGUAAACGGAAUCAUUCUAAAUGCGAACCAAACAACAUCAAAGGGAAUGAGCUCUCCUCAGAUGGUCUCCUCAGAUGGGUAGAUGGGUCAAAUGAAUUUCACUUUGAAAAGGAUGAAUUAUUAGAUUUGGGGGAAAGUGAGAUUGUUGAUGAGGAUUGUGAAAUAGAUUCAGCAAUUUCCCCAAAUUUUGUUCCUGAUUACAAUCAUGAAUUGUUUCUAGGUCAUGGUGACAAUACUAACCAUUCUCUUUCUACCAAACAUCUGAAUGGUUUGAACUUUGAGCAAUGGGAACGCUUAGUCCAGAUUUCUUUAGUGGCGAAGAACAAGAUGGGAUUUGUAGAUGGUUCAUGCAAAAAACCAGCAGAUCCACAUAUGGCAAAGCAGUGGGAAAGAUGCAAUAAAAUGGUAAUUUCUUGGCUUCUACAUUCUUGUGAAGAAAACAUUAGUUCCAGUGUUCUUUACUAUAAUUCUGCUGCUGAUAUAUGGAAAGAGUUAAAGAAUAGGUUCUCUCAAUCUAAUGGACCUAAAAUUCUGCAAAUUGAUAAAGAAUUAAAUUCUUUUGAACAAGGAAAUUUGUCUAUUGCUGAGUACUUUACCAAAUUGAAGAGUUUAUGGGACGCAUAUGACAGUCUUGUGAAAAUUCCCAAAUGUUCUUGUGGUCUUUGUACCUAUGAUGUUAAUGGUUUGAAUGGAGCAUAUAAAACUGUUAGAGGCAAUAUUCUUAUGAUUAAACCAGUACCAGAUGUUAAUACUGCUUACAGUAUCUUGAUUCAAGAUGAGACCCAGAGAGAAUUUUCUGAUAAUUCGGUUUCUGAAUUUUUUUUCCCUACAUGA